AUGAGUUUGAAAAAAUUGUUCUUGUGCUGUUUUUUGAUGGUGGUUCUUUUUGUCAACUCCUUCGUUGAUGCUGGUGGUGAUAAAGGCAAGCACGUCUUGGUCAAAGUAAAGUACCCUGUGAAGGAAAUAAAACAUACCCACACCAUUUACAAGACUAUUCACCACUAUCCAAAAGAAGAACACGAUGAACAUGAUCACGGUCACGAAUUUCAGGGAUGGCAUGGAUAAAUUCGAUUCAUCGUACUAGAAAAUUUCCGUAAAUAAUCGCUUCUAUUGUAUCAAUGUGACGCUCAAUUUAUCGAUCCAGUUUUUAUAACUUUUUUAUUCCAAAAACAUUGUAUAGCUAGUUUAAAAUCUCAUGAGCCUU
This is a messenger RNA of Agrilus planipennis (emerald ash borer), 367 nucleotides long. RefSeq lists its product as uncharacterized. Lineage: Eukaryota; Metazoa; Arthropoda; Insecta; Coleoptera; Buprestidae. The record is from RefSeq and is a predicted model, not a curated record. The transcript is spliced from 3 exons. The coding region runs from base 1 to 228 and encodes 75 amino acids.